Messenger RNA from Scatophagus argus, 2408 nucleotides. RefSeq names its product trace amine-associated receptor 13c-like. The record is from RefSeq and is a predicted model, not a curated record. The transcript has 2 exons. Gene Ontology annotation, cellular component: membrane. Bases 172 to 1164 code for a protein of 330 amino acids. Gene Ontology annotation, biological process: G protein-coupled receptor signaling pathway. NCBI's taxonomy places the organism in Eukaryota, Metazoa, Chordata, Actinopteri, Scatophagidae. Gene Ontology annotation, molecular function: trace-amine receptor activity.
UUGCAUCAUCAUCAGGAGACCGGUUCAGUGUAUCGUGGAAUCAAAACAAUUUUUUUUAGUUGCAGGAAAAGGGAGGAGGAGCUAGAUAAAUAAUAGCUACAUGACACAGGAACUUUUGCCAGAAAACGGUGAGAGCUCAUCAGCUUCUCAUCUCCUUUUCUUUGUCUGAUUAUGGAGACCCUGGAAGAAGCUGAAGUCUGCUUUCCACAGCUAUUCAACAUCUCCUGCAGGAAGCCAGUGCAGCAACAUGCAGAGACCAUAUACCUUUACAUCCUGCUCUAUUGCAUCUCUUUGCUCACUGGGGCUCUCAACCUGCUGGUCAUCAUCUCUAUCUUCCACUUCAGGCAACUCCACACACCCACCAACCUCCUCCUCCUCUCGCUGGCUGUCUCAGACUUCCUCGUUGGCCUCCUGUUGAUGCCGAUUCAAAUCCUCUUGAUAGGGGGAUGCUGGUUUUGGGGGAGCUUGAUAUGUGGACUGUUUUACUAUGCCUCUUUUAUCCUUACCUCUGCCUCAGUAGGAAACAUGGUGCUCAUAUCAGUCGAUCGAUACGUAGCCAUUUGUGACCCUUUAUGUUAUCCCACUAAAGUCACUCAGAAAAGAAUUAAAAUCUGUGUUUGUUUGUGCUGGGGCUGUUCUGUGUUCUAUAAUGGUGUGAUACUGAUGGACUUCCUGACACAACCAGAUAAAUAUAAUUCCUGUUACGGAGAGUGUGUAGUUGUUAUUAAUUUCAUAACUGGAGCUGUUGAUGUCAUGUUGACCUUUGUUGGCCCCAUUGCUGUCAUCAUAAUUCUGUACAUGAGAGUAUUUGUGGUGGCUGUGUCUCAGGCUCGAGCCAUGAGGUCUCAUGUUGCAGGAGUUACACUGCAGGGUUCAGUUAGUGUGACUGCUAAGAAGUCUGAGAGAAAAGCAGCCAAAACUCUUGGUAUUAUUGUUGUUGUAUUUCUGAUAUGCUUCUGUCCUUAUUUUUAUCCGUCUAUUGUAAGCCAGGAUGUGUCAGGCAGUGUGGAAUUUUCAGUUUUUGGGGUCUGGCUACUUUAUUGUAAUUCCUGUCUCAAUCCAGUGGUCUAUGCCUUUUUCUACCCCUGGUUUAGGAGAUCUGUGAAACUCAUUGUUACACUUCAGAUUCUGCAGCCUGACUCCUGUGACACCAAGAUACUGUAGACAUGUCAAUUUAGUGCUUAGGGAACAAGGACAAGGACAAGGACAAAAAGCAAACUUGGCAAAAAUGUAUGCUCUUUAUUAAGCUGUGUUUUAGUACAGAACCUUGGUCAGAAUAUUUUAGCAGGUAAAGAAAAAAAGAACAGAUUCUAUCAGCAUGUUGUUACUAACAUGUUUUUCAUGACCAUCAGUUUUUCAUGAAAGUAAAAACUUUGUUCAUGGGUUUGGGUCACAAAAUUCAACAACUACAUAUGACUUGGAAAAGAAAAAUAUUAAUUUAAAUAAAAAUAAAAUACCCUGAACUUGUUUGUCUGUGAUAACUGGUAUGUAUGUAUGAGUAUGUGACCCUACAUGAAUAAAAGUUGAACUGUUUUCUCUUCCUGUCGGUGGGUUUGCCUGCAGAGUUUUCAAAUAUAUACAACCUCUCUGCUCGUCAUAGCCGCUUUUGUUGAUGCUGCAUAACAUAAAACUGGAGGUGCUUUUCUAAUCCUCUUUUACAUAUACUAUAGUCAAUGAAAAACAGUGGAAAGACAAUGUAUUUCAUGGUUUACCUUAGCAGUUUGAGUUUUGUAAAUAUUUUAUUCUGAAUCUGAUGGAAGAAUCACAUUUCAAACAAGAACAAUGGACAAAAAGUAAACUUUGUAAAAGUGUGUGCUCUUUAUGAAGCUGUGUUUUAGUACACAGCACAGAACUUUGGUCAGAAUAUUUUAACAGGUAAAAAAAGCACAUUCUGUUUUCCGAGUAUGUGAUCCUCCAUGAAUAAAAGGUGAACUGUUGGUGGAUUUGUUGGCAUGUUCUUUAAUUAUAUUCAGCCCCAGCAUAAAACAUAAAAGAGAAGGUAAUUUGCUAAUCCUCUUUUACAUAUAUUCAAGAAGGACAUUGUAAUUUAUAACUUACCUCAUCAACUUUGUUACAACGACUUUUGUAACUACUUUAUUCUGAACCUGAUGGCAGCAAUAAGUUUCAAAGAAGUUGGAAUAGGGGGCCCAAAAGCUGAAGGACCACAUUCCACACAUAAACAGGACUAUUUGUGACAUCUGAUAACAUGGUGGUUACAUGACACACGAUUGCUUAAAGGAUAUUACUACAUAGGCAUGCAUUCUGUUUUUAAUUCCCGUUUUACAGACAUGCUAACUUUUUUGGAAUCAGGGUUUUAUUUUUCUGAGACUAUAAUUUCUAAUAAUUACUUUGUCACAUCAAUGAGCAAAUAAAGAAACUAGACAAUGUGCUUAUGAUGUUAUGUAAAG